UGUUGUCACUGCUCAUCUCUCUCUUUUCUGGGAUUUUCUUUCUUUGUUUUUAGAGGCCUCGAGUCCACAUGUGUGGGUUUUUUAUCCAUCUUUUCCGUCUUUACUCCUCCUGCCAUUUCUAUGCUUCUGAAGCGUCUCUCUUUUCUUAGCUUCCUCUACUUGCUCCGAGAGUCCUGCACUAGAGAAAAAGCUUGCGGCUGAGUCUUUUGUUCUGGGGAUUUUUUUUAAACAAUUUUUUUAUUUAUUUUUUGCUUUGGGUUGGGUUGGUUUAGGGUUUUGAGGGGGUAGGGGAGGUAAAGGGAGACGGAAAGAGAACGAGGUGCUAGCGGGCUCGCUUGGCUUCUUUCUCUUUCUUUCUGCCCUAGUGCGACAGAGGGAGAGGGAGAGGGAGCUGGAGGCAUUUGUUCAUAACCCGUUUAUGCUUUUGCCUCCUCUGAUCUCUCCGUUCCUUUAGAUCUCUUCUUAAUCUAUUUUCUUCUUUAGUUUCUAUCAUGUUUUAUUUCUUGGUCUCUUGUGCUUUGAUCGUUUCUCUGGGAAAUUGAGAAAAUUUGUGUUGGAAAGAGAGACGGCCAUCUCCCGCUAGAUCUGGUAGUACUGCUACUACCGGUAUUGCUGCUGUAAGCGAAACAAAUAAAAGCAGGCUGGGGACGAGGAGGUGUUGAGAAGAGAGAAUAAAAAGAGGGGUUCAUUGAUGAGUUUUGGUGGAUUGUUCGACGGUGGUUCCGGUGGCGCUCGAGUCGUGGCUGACUUCCCGUACGGCAGCUCCGCCAUGCCCGCGGGCGCCAUCUCCCAGCCGCGUCUCGUCUCCCCCUCCCUCUCCAAGCCCUUGCUCAGCUCCCCUGGCCUCUCCCUCGCCCUGCAAACAAAUAUGGAAGGGCAAGGCGACAGGAGUCUGGCAUCUAUCGUCGGGGGUGCCGGAGGCGGCGGCCACGGUGGAGGAGGAGGAGGACGGGAUUUGGAUGCAGUGGGUACUCACAGGGAAGAUGAGAACGAGAGCAAAUCGGGGAGCGAGAACCUUGAAGGCGGCUCCGGCGACGAUAUAGACCAGGAGAACCCUCGGAAGAAGAAGAGAUACCACCGCCAUACCCCUCAACAGAUCCAGGAGCUCGAAGCUCUCUUCAAGGAAUGCCCUCACCCGGACGAGAAACAAAGGCUCGAGCUCAGCAAACGGCUCAACCUGGAGAGUCGCCAGGUCAAGUUCUGGUUCCAGAACCGGCGUACACAGAUGAAGACCCAAAUGGAACGCCACGAGAACACGAUCCUCAAGCAGGAGAACGACAAGCUCCGGGCCGAGAACAUGUCGAUCAGGGAGGCGAUGAGGAACCCCAUCUGCAGCAACUGCGGCGGCGCGGCGGUGCUCGGGGAGAUCUCUCUAGAAGAACAGCACUUGAGAAUCGAGAAUGCCCGGCUGAAAGACGAGCUCGAUCGAGUCUGUGCCCUCGCCGGAAAAUUCUUAGGCAAGCCUAUUUCAGCCUUGGCCAAUCCACUUCCUCUCCCCAUUCUGAACUCAAGCUUGGAGCUUGCGGUCGGCACGACCGCAUUUGCUGGGUUGGGCUCGGUGCCCAUGAACUUGCCUGUCGUCACUGAUUUCCCCACCGGGGCGUCGAGCCCGCUGGGAAGUGUUAUUACUCCUGUGAGGCCUAUCUGCUCCAUGGGUGGGGUCGAGAGGGAGAGGACCAUGCUGCUGGAGCUUGCGCUGGCCGCGAUGGAUGAGCUGGUAAAGAUGGCCCAGAUGGAUGAACCCCUCUGGGUUCCAAGCUUAGAAGGGGUUAAAGAGACGCUGGACGAUGAGGAGUACGAGCGGAUUUUCCCUCGCUGCAUCGGGAUGAAGCCUGUUGGAUUCGUGUCGGAGGCCACCAGGGAGACAGGCUUGGUGAUCAUCAACAGCUCGGCCCUCGUCGAGACUCUCAUGGAUGCGGCCCGAUGGGCAGAUAUGUUCCCUUGUAUGAUUGCGAGGUCCACCACCACUGAAGUAAUUUCCAGUGGCAUGGGUGGUACCAGAAAUGGCACCCUCCAGCUUAUGUAUGCGGAGCUCCAGGUUCUUUCGCCAUUAGUUUCGGUUCGCGAGGUAAAUUUCCUUAGAUUCUGCAAGCAGAUCGCCGAGGGUGCGUGGGCUGUAGUCGAUGUCUCCAUUGAUGGAAUUAGAGAGAACUCUUCUGCCCCUACGGCCAAUAUCAAGUGCCGCAGGCUGCCUUCUGGUUGUGUGGUCCAGGACAUGCCGAAUGGCUACUCGAAGGUCACAUGGGUGGAGCACGCCGAGUACGACGAGGCCGCGGUGCACCCGCUGUACCGCCCGCUCCUCCGCUCCGGCCUCGGCCUCGGCGCACGCCGUUGGGUUGCCACCCUCCAGCGCCAGUGCGAGUGCCUCGCCAUUCUGAUGUCCUCCUCCCUCCCAACCCGAGACCACACCCCUAUAACAGCGAGUGGGAGGAGGAGCAUGCUGAAGCUGGCGCAGAGGAUGACGGAUAAUUUCUGUGCGGGGGUGUGCGCGUCGUCGGCGCACAAGUGGAGCAAGCUGAGCCUGGGGAAUAUUGGAGAGGACGUGAGGGUGAUGACGAGGCAGAGCGUGGACGAUCCCGGGGAGCCGCCCGGCGUGGUGCUGAGUGCGGCGACGUCGGUGUGGCUGCCGGUCUCGCCGAUGCGGCUGUUCGAUUUCCUCCGGGAUGAGCGGCUCCGGAGCGAGUGGGACAUACUGUCGAACGGUGGGCCCAUGCAGGAGAUGGCCCACAUUGCCAAGGGCCAGGACCACGGCAACGCCGUCUCCCUCCUCCGUGCCAGCGCGGUGAGCGCAAACCAGAGCAGCAUGCUGAUACUGCAGGAGACGUGCACGGACGCGUCGGGGUCGAUGGUGGUGUACGCGCCGGUGGACAUACCUGCCAUGCACGUGGUUAUGAACGGCGGUGACUCCGCCUACGUGGCCCUCCUCCCAUCGGGCUUCGCCAUCCUGCCGGACGGCGGCGGCGGCGGCGGGGGACCUCAGAAGGUCGGGGGUUCGCUUCUGACGGUGGCAUUCCAGAUCCUGGUCAACAGCCAGCCUACGGCCAAGCUCUCAGUCGAGUCGGUGGAGACCGUCAACAACCUCAUCUCCUGCACCGUCCAGAAGAUUAAGGCCGCCCUCCACUGUGAACCUUAGUAAUUGCACCAACUUCCUCUUCGCCUCCCUCUUCGCCUUUUUUUUUUCCUUUUUUUUCUUUAUUAUGAGAGAGAGAGAGAGAGAGAGAGAGAGAGAUGAUGGCUAUGGAUCGAGUCAAGAACGAACCGCGCGGUGAAAACCUUUGCUAAGUGGUAAGGAGAUAUGGGAAGUUAGAGGAGAUUAAAGUGUGUUUGAAUGCAUCCUUUGUGCUGUCUCUUGCUACUGCUGAUUAUAGGAGGGAAAAGAAACGAGGGGGGCACGUUACUAUAAUCCUUAACACGGAGCAAUGGUGGUGGUUCGGGUAUUGACUCAGGUUCUGCCAUCGAUCGCUCUCUGAUCAUCUCCGAAGGAAAAAAAAUGUCCGAAACGGAAAAAUGGAAAAAAAAAUGCUGGUCGGUAGUUGUAAUGUUUUCUUUUUGCGUCUUAUGAUUUUGGUUUCGCUGCUACAAGUUGUAGACAAUGAACUCAUGUUGUUGUCAGUGCUUCAAUGUUGUCUUGGUUUUAUCUUGUUUAAAAUUGCCAGUGUUUUGUGA
Elaeis guineensis (African oil palm) is the source of this 3666-nucleotide messenger RNA. Its product is annotated as homeobox-leucine zipper protein ROC5. Gene Ontology annotation, biological process: regulation of DNA-templated transcription. Gene Ontology annotation, molecular function: lipid binding; DNA binding; DNA-binding transcription factor activity, RNA polymerase II-specific. NCBI's taxonomy places the organism in Eukaryota, Viridiplantae, Streptophyta, Magnoliopsida, Arecales, Arecaceae. The record is from RefSeq and is a predicted model, not a curated record.